Miniopterus natalensis is the source of this 5742-nucleotide messenger RNA. Lineage: Eukaryota; Metazoa; Chordata; Mammalia; Chiroptera; Miniopteridae. The record is from RefSeq and is a predicted model, not a curated record.
AAUCACCACUUCACAUCUGUAAGCAGAGCGCUGGCCUAACUCUGCAGCUUAAGCAGGGGUCAGAACAUCUGAAGCAAUCUGCUGAUAUUCUGAAAAUCCAUUCCUCGCUGCAGAAGAAUUAACAGGAUGCUGUCCAAUGAAUCCCUACAUUCUCCUGCUUUCAACCGCUCCAACUCACAGGCCUCCGUAGACAGCGCCUCCAUGGAGGACUUCUGGAGGGAAACAGAAAGUAUGAAAGAGAACAGCAUGGGAGGGCAGGAAGAGCAGGCGCCAGCUGAGGUCAAGCCUGUGGAUGAAGGAGAACUUGAAGCAGAGUGGUUGCAAGAUGUGGGUUUAUCAACCCUGAUCUCAGGUGAUGAAGAGGAGGAUGGCAAAGCCUUGCUCUCCACAUUGACUCGAACCCAGGCAGCUGCGGUGAAAAAGAGAUAUAAUACUUACACUCAAACCAUGAGAAAAAAGAACAAGCAGUCUGUCAGGGAUGUCAGAGACAUCUUUGGAGUCAGCGAAUCUCCUCCAGGUGAUACCUGUGACAAUCAUACUACUCAGGAAGAAAAAGAGCUGCCUGUAGUUACCAAAACAAGUGGUUCUUCGCCGGGUGAUGCUUCUCUCAGCAGUCCUGCCUUGUCAGAUGGGUCCCAGGAUGAAGGAGGGAAGUUUGCACUUCCCCGGAGUGGCUCUGUGUCUAUCCUUGAGACUAUUCCAGAUGUGCCAGUUCAUUCCAAUGGGUCGGCAGCCCCUGGGCAGCCCGUUCAGAAUUCAGUGAGUGAUGAUGAUUAUCUGGAAAGGAACAUUCCACCAGAAGCUGAAGAGCUGUCCUUUGAAGUAUCUUACUCAGAAAUGGUUACAGAAGCUCCAAAAAGAAAUAAAUUCAAGAAGUCAGAUUUUAAGAAAGAAGACUAUGUUUUUACUAAAUUUAUUGUGCAGAAAACCAGAUUUGGCUUAACUGAAGCAGGAGAUCUGUCUGCUGAAGACAUGAAGAAAAUCCGCCACCUCUCUCUGAUUGAAUUGACGGCCUUUUUUGAUGCCUUUGGAAUUCCACUGAAGAGAAACAAAACAGAGAAAGUAAAAGGAAGAGACAAUGGGAUUUUUGGAGUUCCACUUACGGUCCUGUUGGACAAUGACCGAAAGAAGGACCCUGGAGUGAAAGUGCCCCUUGUGUUACAAAAAUUUUUUGAGAAGGUGGAGGAAUCGGGUUUGGAAUCUGAAGGAAUUUUUCGACUUUCAGGAUGUACAGCCAAAGUCAAGCAAUACCGUGAAGAACUGGAUACCAAGUUUAACACUGACAAAUUUAAAUGGGACAAAAUGUGCCAUAGAGAAGCUGCAGUGAUGUUGAAAGCCUUUUUCAGAGAAUUACCCACUUCUCUCUUCCCUGUGGAAUAUAUACCUGCCUUCAUCACUCUGAUGGAAAGAGGGCCUCACAUCAAAGUACAGUUUCAAGCCUUACACCUCAUGGUCAUGGCACUGCCUGAUGCCAACAGGGACACAGCUCAGGCCCUCAUGACAUUCUUCAAUAAAGUGAUUGCCAAUGAAUCAAAGAACCGAAUGAGUAUAUGGAACAUUUCUACUGUGAUGGCACCGAACCUUUUCUUCAGUAGAAGCAAACAUUCUGAUUAUGAAGAAUUACGGUUAGCAAACACUGCAGCCCACAUCAUCCGCCUCAUGCUCAACUACCAGAAAAUUCUGUGGAAGGUCCCAUGUUUCUUAAUCAGUCAAGUCAGAAGGAUGAAUGAAGCCACGAUGUUGUUAAAGAAGCAGCUGCCAAGUGUCAGGAAGUUGCUCAGGAGGAAGACCAUAGAGCGGGAGGUAACAAGCCCCAAGACUUCAAAGGUACUACAAAAAUCACCCUCUUUAAGAAGAAUGUCUGAUGUGCCAGAAGGAGUCAUAAGGGUCCAUGCUCCACGUCUCUCGAAGGUGUCCAUGGCCAUUCAACUAAAUAGUCAAACCAAAGCCAAAGACAUACUCGCAAAAUUUCAAUAUGAGAACAGUCACGGUUCUUCAGAAUGCAUUAAAAUUCAGAACCAAAGACUAUAUGAAAUCGGAGGAAAUAUAGGACAGCAUUGCUUGGAUCCAGAUGCUUACAUAUUGGAUGUAUAUCAUGUAAAUCCUCAAGCAGAAUGGGUGAUUAAACCCCAGUCGAGUUUUUGAAAUACCCUCAAGAUGGCAGCUAUUAUGUAUUAUAUGCCAGGAAAAUUCUACGUUAAGUAGGGGGGAAAAGACUGCUUUUGACAUGUUUGUUCCUAUAACCCUCUUGGUAUUUCUCGGCCGAAGUGGUGUCUCCUGGCAUUGUCAACAUGAACUGUGUAAGAGGAUAUGGUCAACCACUUGAGCUAAAGCUUUCUCAUGACGGUUCCUUGAUAAGAGUGAAGGAAAGAGGUUGUGAUCCCUCCUGAAGAAAGGCCAGCCUAGAAUGGGAAUUCUAAUUCUUUCUAGUACUUUGACUUCAGCAGAAAUAAACUUGGUCCUGUACCUAGGGACAGGAAACACUUCUUCAUGGAGCAAAUGCUACCAAACACAAGAGGUGGAAUAAGACUUUUAUACUUACGUUAUAUACAUAUAUUGACCUUUUUGAGCAAGAAUGCCAGAAAUAUCAGUAACUUUCACUCUAUAAAAUAAUUCAGAUCUACUUUCCAACGGGAAUCAGUUUCUGAAGUUACACGUACAAUAUUUAUGCUCUGACUUACUCCAGAAUUGGAGAAGGGGGAAUUUCUGUUUAAAGAUACCGUAUUGUUAUGUAUGUUGUACUGUAUCAUGACAAUCAGCAUUCUGGUGCAAAUGAACAUUUCUUUUUCUUGGGAUGGUGAAAAUUGAUAUUUUUCAAACUAGUUCCCUUAUGGGUACAGGGCCCUUGAGGCAAGCUUAGUUUGACAAAGGGUACUCUUAUGUUUUCAUAACCUUCCAUGUAGUCAAAAGUCACAGAGCCUCUCUUUUUCACAUCAUGAUUAUGGUGCUCAACGAAUAGCUUUCCAUGUGCCAGGCAUUGAUUUCCUUUUCUGACCAAACAUAUCAUUUUUUAUAUUUUACAACUGUAGAUAGUCAUUUUUGCAGCCCCAGUUUAAAAAUACAGAACUGCCUUUAUCCAAGAGUGCUGAAAAAUACUGUUACUUUCAGAUUUUAUAUGCUGUAAAAGCAGGUUUUGUUUCUGUUCAUCAAUCAUAGUCAUGGCCAAGAACUGUGGAUUAGCAUCAGCCUUUAAAAUCUGAUGCAUAUUUUGUAAGCAGAAAACUGUAUCUCUAUCAAGAUCCUGUGGAGCCAAUUUUCCAGACCUGCAAUUCUACAGUUGAUAAGAACACACAGUCCCCCAUGAUUCUAAUUGAAAGCAAAUCUAAAAUAUGCGGGAGGGGAGGAGAGGAGGUCAGACAGCUCUGCCUUUCAUCUUGAGAAUGCAGAUACAGCCCUUGUAGAGUUAGCUAGAAAUGAGGCAGAGGUCUCAUUUAUCCCACAUGCUUUGGAUUAAAUCCACAGAUUGAUAUUUUGAUGACUUUGUAUCAGUUUUAAUGAGAUUUAAACACUCAAAUGAUUCUCUCUUGCAGUUCAAACAAGAGACAAAGUUGCUCACAAUUGCAGAAAACAUUAUCUGCUUACCAAGCCUUUAAACAUAAUGUGAUAAUAAUUUAAGCCCAUAUAUACAAGAGAAUGUUUAUAUGCUGCAUUAUGCCUUGAUGUUUAUAAAAACAUUACUUAUAUUCAACAUGUAGAUAAUUCCAUUUCUGGUCAUUAAGAUUUUGUUAUAUUUUUGUAGAAAACUCAAAUAUCUAUUCAUUUUAUUUGUUUGAGAAUUUUCAUUUCCUUUUCCUGAAAACCCAUUAGAAAACAAACAUGUUCUGUAAGUUUAUGCUUACAUUUCAUUAGUUUUCAAUAUGUGGGUAAUUGAUGGCGUAUGAGUUUACAUAAUGAAUUUCAAGAGUUUGAAAAAAUGCUUUUAUCAUUUUUGCAUUUCAAGCAGCAGGAGCAAACAUUUCACUUUAUGUAGUUGCUAAGUUCCAAGACAUAAGAUGGCAGUAAUAUAUGCCUACCCACAUGGAAGGAAUUCUUCAAAUUAGCUACCUUACACUUCUGUAUAUAUGAAAAUAAGGAUUGGUUAAUCCCAUUGUAUUUCUUAUCAUUUAGAAUAAAUUCUGUUGUUUAUAUAGAAAAUUCAUGAAUCUACUCAUUUAAUUUUUUAUUAGGAAUUUUCAUUUCUUUUGACUGAAAACAUAUCAGAACCUAUAAUAAGCUCUAAAGAUUUCAAGAUUUACUUAACUUGUGAUCAGUUUUAAAUAAAUGGCUAACGGAUGACAGGUAAAAACAGUAAGUUUCUGAAUUCCUUAGACACUUGUGUGUGUUUUCAUAGGUUAAAGACUUAACUGAGUCAGUGACUUUAAUCACUUUAAUGUAUUUAAGGAUGUGUGACAACUUUCUAAUAACUGUAUAAUAUGGAAGGCCAUGCCAAUACCAGUAUCAUUAUCCAAUGAUACCUUUUAUUCUCAGUCACAGGGUUAACUGAUUAGAGAAGAACUUUCAGUAGAUACACAGACAAAUUUUUAUGUGGAUAAAGAGGUUCUUUUUACUAACUUUAUCCUUAAAGAAUAAACAAACCCUUGCAAUUAAAAUUCAAAAAUGCCUGCCACGUAUCUUUGCAUUAUCAAGAGUUGUUUUAAAAUACUUAUAACCUGUAAAAGUGAAUAGUAUAUUUGGAAACAAAAGCAGAGUCAGAUAUUGGGCCUGUAAAUUCUGUUUUUAAUAGCUUCCACCUUGCCCCUAAUGCCCUUGGUGUACUGUUAGGAAAAUAAUAUCCAGGAAAAUACUAGAGAAAAUUAACAUUUUAGGAACACUCGUUUAAAAAAAAAAAAAAAAAGGCCUAGAACUGGCUAAUUUUUUCCUUUAUUUUGCAAAAGAGAAUCCUUUUGUUAAGCCACUCACUGGGGGAUAUAAUUCUUGGAGUGAAUGAUCUUUGAACAAACUGGAAUGUUAAUUUCUUUAUAACAUACACACAGUAUAAACUACCUCACUUGCCUUUCUUGGGAAAAAAAAUUAAUGGACUUUAACAAUUUUUGUUACAAACUGUCCCUGAGUCUUAUUGUCACUUCAGUUAGUUUCAGUGUACAUUUAAUAAUAUACAUUUAAUGAUGUAAAAUAUUUUUAGCAAAAGCUUUAAAGCCAAAACACUCUGAAACUGUGAUCUGUGGUAUGCUCUGAGAGACUGCGUGUCCCUUAGUUACUGUCUUGUGUGUUUAACCUUAUUGAGAUGCAGGUUUUCAAGUGUAGGGAUUAAUAUUCAUCUCUUCUUGCAGGCAUUUUUCACCUGCUUUUCCUCUAUUGCACGUGACUGAAAAGUAAGAUGAGAUUAACAUGACCCUUCUAUCAAACAUAUUUCAGCUGUUUUUCACAAAUGCAUCACACACCCGAAAAGACUAUACAUUAUGGGGUUGAAUAGUUCGUAUUUCUGACAGGCAUUUUCAAUUCUUUUCCAUAAAUAUGCCACUUAAUGAAAAAGUUAUAUGACAUGGAUUAAAAUGUUUCUUUCAAGCAUUUUCAAUAGUUUUACAUACACACACCGUAACUUAAAAAUAACACAUGUUCCUUCAGGCAUUUUUCAGCUAUUUUUCUAAAACUGAUUUGGUUGAAAAAUUGUAUCAUAUCACAAGGAAUGCCAGUGUUUUAUGUUGCCUCCCAUCUUAAAAAUUAAUAAUGAUCCUUUUGUCCCACCAGCUUUUAUUGUUCAGUAUAAUAUGUAUGUUGCAUUUUAUUCAUGAAAAUAAAAAU